CGCCGUACGCUGAGAGCGGGCGGAGGCAGCGGGAGCGCCGCAACAUGGCGGCGUCUGGCAGCGGCGGCAGCCGGGCGGAUAACGGCUACAGCAGUCAGCAGCAGCAGCCGCCGCGGCGGAGAAAAGGCCCAGGUGCCCUGGCCACGGCCUACCUCGUUAUCUACAACGUGGUGAUGACGGCGGGGUGGCUCGUUAUUGCAGUUGGUCUAGUUCGAGCAUACCUGGCUAAAGGUAGCUACCAUAGCCUUUACUAUUCAAUAGAAAAACCCUUGAAAUUCUUCCAGACUGGAGCUUUGCUUGAGAUUCUGCACUGUGCACUUGGCAUUGUUCCUUCUUCUGUUGUUCUGACUGCUUUCCAAGUGAUGUCAAGGGUUUUCCUGACGUGGGCAGUAACACAUAGUGUAAAAGAGGUACAAACUGAAGACAGUGUCCUGUUGUUUGUUGUGGCCUGGACAAUCACUGAGAUAAUCCGCUACUCCUUUUAUACUUUUAGCUUGUUAAACCAUCUUCCUUAUCUCAUCAAAUGGGCCAGGUACACUUUAUUUAUAAUACUGUAUCCAAUGGGAGUCUCAGGCGAAUUACUCACAAUAUAUGCUGCGUUACCCUUCGUCAGGCAGUCUGGCUUGUAUUCCAUUAGUUUACCUAACAAGUACAAUUUUUCUUUUGACUACUACACAUUCCUGAUUCUGGUUAUGAUCUCUUACAUUCCAAUCUUUCCUCAGCUGUAUUUUCAUAUGCUACAUCAGAGGCGAAAGGUGCUCUCCCACACUGAAGAACACAAGAAGUCAGAGUAAUUUCAACACUUUUUCAGAACUUUUCAAACAUCAAAAUGCUGCAGAUUUUCAAUACCCAGCACAUUUAUAGAAAGUAUACCAAGAUAAAAUAAGUCAGAGGUAAAAGACCAGUGAUGAGCAAAAAUAUCUGAUAAACCUGAUUUCACUGAAAUUCCACAACGUAAAACAUUUAAAUAAUUUAUAGCUUGCAGUGCUUCAGAAAACUUUUAAUCUUUCUAUGCCUUGGCAUUUAGCCUUUUCCUUAAAUGAUGUGCUAAAUGGUUUUCACUUACUUCUAAAUGCCUGGAGGUUACAGUAUGAGUGGUGAAGUUGUACCCACUGAAUGCUUGAAUUUGGAGUAUAUUACUGAUACCUCUUAUUUUUUUUGAAGUGCUUGACUGCAUGCCAGAAACUGUCUGUAUUGCUGUGAAAGCAAGUAAUAUGCUCUGGAUUUUGUCAGAGACUCCAGUGGAGAAGGUAAUGUGGGCAAAGUGCUUGAAUAGAGAAAGGUAGGUUGUGUAUUUAAAAGGUGAUGGGAACAACAGUAGGAAACCUGUUAUGGGAAAUGAGGGGUGGUUCUGUAGAAAUCUAAACAGUAAGGCAUCUGACCAGAGCAUGUUCUCUGAAGAUCUUGUUCAAGAUGACUACCCAAGCCCUAAUGUUAAUUCAGAAGCUGUCAUGCUUAUUUGAAACACUAGAAGUCCAAGUACUGCAUCCCUGGAUACUUUAAGUACUAAAAAAUUACUAAAUAUUUCUGUAUUAAAUAUUUCUAGGGAUAUCAGUAAUGAAUCUAAACAAUAUAAGGAGGUAGGUCACCCAGAAACAGGUGCAGUUCUCCCUUUUUUUACUUUAAAUUAUCAUCUCUAAUCACUGUCUACUAUCUCAGUGAUACUCAUCUUUCAGUGUUGAGGACUAUUUGGUCUACUGUGGAAUCAUUUGAGGGCCUUGUUCCUCAACCUAACUUUUCUUAAGUGACUAAUGUGUAUCACUGUGGUACAUCCAAGCUGGCAGUUCCAGGCACUGAGCUUCUGAAAUGUUGCAAAGUCAUAAGCUCCUUCCCUGAAAGCAGAUUAUCUUGUGUGUUACGUGCUGCUUCUGCAGAUUGGACAAGCCUUCCCUCAUCUAUUCUUACGGAAGAGCUGAGGUUUAUAGAAGUUAAAUUCUCCUAGGUGCUCUCUGUGGGUUCUCAGGCUAAUCCUUCCCUUGGGAAUGUAGAACAGAAAAUGAAAGAACCAAGAAAACCUUAUGGUGAGCUGGGAAGCACUAGUGCUUGUGUGAGCAGUGCCCCAGGUCAUGAACUAACUGUUGAUGGAAGGCAGGGGGUGGAGAAUGGAAGGGACAGAGAACAUGGAA
This is a messenger RNA of Dryobates pubescens (Downy woodpecker), 2126 nucleotides long. RefSeq names its product 3-hydroxyacyl-CoA dehydratase 2 (gene HACD2). The transcript is spliced from 7 exons. Gene Ontology annotation, molecular function: 3-hydroxyacyl-CoA dehydratase activity. The coding region runs from base 45 to 794 and encodes 249 amino acids. Gene Ontology annotation, cellular component: endoplasmic reticulum membrane. Lineage: Eukaryota; Metazoa; Chordata; Aves; Piciformes; Picidae. The record is from RefSeq and is a predicted model, not a curated record. Gene Ontology annotation, biological process: fatty acid elongation; sphingolipid biosynthetic process; very long-chain fatty acid biosynthetic process.